Aspergillus chevalieri is the source of this 2070-nucleotide messenger RNA. RefSeq names its product putative peroxisomal membrane protein Pex17 (gene pex8). The transcript is spliced from 4 exons. The record is from RefSeq and is a predicted model, not a curated record. The coding region runs from base 1 to 2070 and encodes 689 amino acids. NCBI's taxonomy places the organism in Eukaryota, Fungi, Ascomycota, Eurotiomycetes, Eurotiales, Aspergillaceae.
AUGGCGAUAGAGCGGUCGCUUGCGACUCUUGUAAGGUCGCUUCAAACCUCAUCGAGUCCCCAGGAUGCUUUCACGCUGCUCCCAAGGGCCACCGGCUUCUUGUCCAUGCUGGGGAAUCCGUUGAACGUCGGCCUUCUCGCGUCGCAACUAUUGACCGUCCCUGCGAUAUGGGACUAUCCCGUGAAUUUGCACGAUUGUCGCAAGAUCCUCAGCGUGUUCAACUCGGCCACCAUCGGUGUUAUACAAAACGAAGAACAUGGAGAUAAUCGAACACCAUAUGGGGGACCGAGGAAGCUGAGCCGUGAAGCAUGGAUUAAGGCGGUUGUCAGCGGCGCGGACGAAAGGUCACCCCGAUGGAGACAUGUACUGUUACUGGGAGGAGUGCUGCUGGGAGGCGAGGGACAGAAUCGCCAGGGCUUGCCGUGGCAUUUGCGGCUGAGACUGGAGUCUGCUCUUGUGACGGCCGCGCAGCUUGCUUUAGAGGAGCUGGAUUUGCAAAAUGGCAUCGAGGGGGCUUGCGUUCUAAUGGUUCUGAACUACACUUUCGAACUGCUAUCUGACAUCGAAAAAGCAAAGCUGGACUAUGAUCGGCUGCUACCCAUGAUGUUGCAGACCACCUACAACUCUCCAGAAGGACUUGAAAGUGGAUACUUCGUUGGAGCGGUUGAUAACGAUGUUGUGCAGGUUCCUGGUCAGAAAUUCCAAUGGUCUCGGCAUUCUGACACCUUCGCCCACAUCUCUGCGAUCACGAACAAGCCGCUUGUUGCUGCACUGGGCCCGCUGUCUCGUCUCAUGGCGCAUGCUGUUGAAAAUGUCCGCGAUCCGAGACUCGUGUCGCAGACGGUGGAUAUAAUUGCGGAUUUCUCCCGCACGCUGAUGGUGCAGUGGCGGCAGAACAAGUUGUCUGAGAUUGACAAGAUUGAAGAGUCUUUGUUCUUAGAUGCGGAGUCAUUGGGUACUACCGUUCCCAUGCUGUGGAAAGUCCUCCGUAAUUGUCUGUAUUCGGUUGUGAUUGUCCUUCGUGGGACUUUUGGGAGGGUACUCAACGAUCGCUUCCUUGCUCAUGAUAAGAGUGCGCCAUACUUGUCAAUGCAAGCACUCCAUGUACUCCGAAGUAUGUACUUCAUUUCGUCGCGAAUCGGCCAAAACUCGUCCUCUCAGCACAUGUUCGUGUCGCUCACGGCCGUUGACAUUCUCGCUCAAUACCCCAAUUUGGUUGAAAAUUUCCUGAGGAGCAUUAAGCCAGCCGAGCUCGGCCAGAUCCCGGCGCAUCCACUUGAGCGGUGUCUUGAUCUAUACUUCCUUAAUACUGCUGAACUAUUUACGAUCAUCCUAUCACCAAAGGCAAGUGAGGAGCUGCUCCUCUCAGCUGCAGUACCAUACCUUGCUGUCGCUGCGAACAAGAAUCUGCUUGAGAUAUUUGAGGCCGCGCAUAGUGUGGCUCUUGCUGUAUUCGCGAUACCCAAUAAUGCGGCCAUAUCUGCCAAGCACCUGCCGUUUUAUAUCGAUAAUCUAUUUGCUGUCUUCCCUCGUAAUCUCUCUGCGCGUCAAUUCCGCCUCGCCUUCAAGACCGUCAUUCAGGUCACUGCUCCACCAUCACUCAUUGCCAACGACCAACCACUCAUGCCCUCCUUCUUACUCGAGGUCCUAUACGAUCGUGGACUGAAAGCGUCCGAUGAAAUCCUCCCACAACCAUCACAAAGCCCAGACGCGAACCCGAGCCAGACCCCGUCACCUCCAGUCUCCGAGAAAGCCGCUCUAACCCUGGCCCUAAUCGACUCCCUCUGCUUCCUCCGGGUAGAGGAUCUCGAAGAAUGGCUCCCUCUCACCGCGAACCUGCUCAAUGCCAUCCAUCCCGGCAAUUUGCGGGCUAUCUGUGUCGACCGAUUCUGGGAUGCGCUGAGUAGCGGCGAGAUGGAUGUUGACCGUGCGCAUUUCUGUGUUACGUGGUGGAGUACGAGAGGUGGGCGCGAGCUUGUGAUUUUUGGUGGUGAGCCUGAGCAGGCGGAGGCUGAGGGGGCAUAUAUGAGUGGUGCGAUUGGAGGAAUUGCGCGGGAGAAUAAGCUGUGA